This is a messenger RNA of Dichomitus squalens LYAD-421 SS1, 621 nucleotides long. Its product is annotated as glycosyl transferase. The transcript is spliced from 3 exons. NCBI's taxonomy places the organism in Eukaryota, Fungi, Basidiomycota, Agaricomycetes, Polyporales, Polyporaceae. Gene Ontology annotation, cellular component: extrinsic component of endoplasmic reticulum membrane; UDP-N-acetylglucosamine transferase complex. The record is from RefSeq and is a predicted model, not a curated record. Gene Ontology annotation, biological process: dolichol-linked oligosaccharide biosynthetic process. Gene Ontology annotation, molecular function: hexosyltransferase activity. Bases 1 to 621 code for a protein of 206 amino acids.
AUGCCCGAGUCAUUCGACCCCUCGCCCGCCUCGAUCUCCGACGGCAGCUCUACCUCCACCGCCUCCGACCGGGGCCAUGUCUUCGUGACCGUCGGAUCCACUCGCUUCGACGCCCUCGUGCAGAAAGUCCUCUCUGAGCCCGUGCUGGAUGUGCUCCGCGCCAAGGGGUACCGGACUCUGGACGUCCAAUGCGGCAACUCUGACUUCGACGCAUCCCAGCUCAGCCGGAAUGGCGAAGACCGCUGGCAGCGCGCAGGGGACGUAGAGACAAGCGUAUGGCGAUUCAAGCCGACUCUGAAGGAGGAGUACGAACGGGCUGACUUGAUCAUUAGCCAUGCAGGCUCCGGCACCAUCAUCGACGUUCUUCGCCUUGGAAAGCCUCUCAUCGUCGUUCCCAAUGAGACCCUCAUGGACAACCACCAGGCCGAGCUCUCCGAUGCCUUAGCAGCCCUGGGGCACUUGAUGUCGUCGUCUGUCGCCGGUCUGUCGAAGGCCAUCGAGACCCUUAAUACCUCUGCCCUCGUGCCCUUCCCGCAGUUCGACGGCAGCAGGUUCCGGGAGUUGCUCGACGAGGAGAUGGGCUUCAUUCAUAGUCGCGACAAUAGCAGCAGCGGGCGCUGA